Messenger RNA from Sclerotinia trifoliorum, 2926 nucleotides. The record is from the annotation of a GenBank genome assembly. Lineage: Eukaryota; Fungi; Ascomycota; Leotiomycetes; Helotiales; Sclerotiniaceae.
AAAAAAGAGCUUCUAGCCAUGAGCUUAUCGAUUUAAGUGCAUGGCCGAUUGAAGUUAUGCCUUCGAUGCGAGAGAGGUAGCUACAUAUACACCUUCAAGGUAGGAGAUUUUCAUUCAUAUAUCCUUUCUCAAUCUCAAUUCCAAUAUUGAAUGUUUAUUUCCCAUUUUUCUCAGCUGCGCCUCGGCAGACACUUUACAUAUCUUUUAGUUCAAAGAGCCAGCUCUGGCAUUGCACGCAGAAAUUUGUCACUUCAUCAAGGCACUUUUCAAGUCAAAACCCUAGGAAUGCCACCUAAACGAAAGAGAUCCUCAGCGGCGACCACGCCCAGUGUCGAUGUUACUUCGACUCAAAUCCUCCCUCAGAGUCAAUCCACUACAACCAAGCCGCCACCUGCCAGACCGUCGCGACAGUCAUCUCGCAGAGGCAAACCUGAUACAAACCCCGAGCACAAUGCAGAUAUUAUAGAUAGCAAGACAGCACUUCGCGCUAGCCCAGAUGCUGAUGAUUCGGGGGAGUCUUUUGACUUGAAGAAAAUUAAGGUAGAAACAACGCCGGCAAAGGAGAACGGUGUGAAAAAUCCUGUCAAGAAUGAGGAUAGCGAUUCGCCACUUUCAGAUAUUGAUGAUGAUCUUCCAGCGCCCAUACCUGCUAAGAAACAGAAGAAAGCACCGACGAAGAGCUCAAUUGCUGCGAAGAAAGGUUCGGAUGAAAUAAAAGCUUUUGUAGCGGAACAAGCAGCUAAAAAGGCUACGGUGAAGAAAAUAAAAAAGGAAGAUGACGGCGAUCAAUGGGAUAAUGGGGCUGGUCCCGAUGGAGAUGAGGAAGGGCAGAUGGACGAUGCCGAUGCUAUAAAACUGGAAGCGAGGAGACCACCUCCUGUCAACAGCGACUAUUUACCUCUGCCAUGGAAAGGAAGACUAGGAUAUGUAAGUCUCUACGUCACUGCACUAGCUUCAAACGACUGACCUUUAAAUCCAGGCAUGUCUGAAUACCUAUCUCAGAUCAUCGAACCCUCCUGUCUUCACGUCUCGGACCUGCCGUAUAGCUUCCAUUCUCGAACAUCGUCAUCCUUUGAAAGAUCCUUCGCAGCCUGAGCAUGCAACCAAGAAUCGACCAGAUAAAUCAAAGCCAGCUUCUUUUGAGCGGGGACAGCGAUACGUCGAAGAAUUGUGCCUGGCAAAUGUCCGAGACCUACCAAAAAUGUUCCGAUGGAAUGAGAAGUAUGGAAUUAAAUUCAUGAGAUUGAGCUCGGAAAUGUUUCCGUUCGCUAGUCAUGCUGAGCAUGGCUAUAAGCUUGCCCCUUUUGCUAGCGAAGCUCUUGCGGAAGCUGGGAAAGUGGUAGCUGAAUUGGGACAUCGAGUCAGCACACAUCCUGGACAAGUAAGUUAAAACAUUUUGUCGUGGAAGUCAAACACUGACAAGCAUGCAAAAGUUCACGCAAUUGGGUUCGCCACGUCCAGAGGUCAUUGCAAAUGCGGUUCGAGACCUCGAGUAUCAUGAUGAAAUGCUCGGACUACUUCAACUACCAGCUCAAAUCGAUAGAGAUGCAGUUAUGAUCUUACACAUGGGAGGUACAUUUGGCGAUAAAGCUGCGACACUGGAUCGUUUCCGCGAAAAUUAUGCUAAGCUUUCACCUUCCAUCAAGCAACGGCUCGUCCUAGAAAACGACGAUGUAUCAUGGACUGUUCAUGACCUCCUUCCAAUCUGUGAAGAGCUUAAUAUUCCUCUUUGCCUCGAUUUCCACCACCACAACAUCAUGUUCGAUUCUAGUCAAGUACGUGAAGGCACUAAGGACAUCAUGAAUCUUUUCCCUAGAAUUAAAGCUGGAUGGACGAAAAAAGGUAUGACGCAGAAAAUGCAUUAUAGCGAACAGACUCCCCAGGCCAUAACUGGUCGUCAGAGACGAAAGCAUAAUCCUAGACCAGCAACACUACCGCCUUGUGCAAAUGAUAUGGAUUUAAUGAUUGAAGCGAAGGAUAAAGAGCAGGCGGUAUUUGAACUAAUGAGGACAUUCAAAUUACCGGCAUAUGAAAGAUUUAAUGAUAUUGUACCAUAUGAGAGAGACGAUGAUAAUCGCGUUUUACCAAAGAAGCCCAAGAAGAAAAAGACCAAGAAGCAAAUCAAUGAAGAGAUUGAAGAAUUUGGUCAUGAAAUUGAGGAAGAGGAGGAACCAGUUAAGGAUAUAAUACCUGAGGAAGAAGUUGGCAUGGGAGGAAAGGAUAACCGUGUAUAUUGGCCAUUAGGCAUGGAAGAAUGGCUGACGCCAAAGAAGCGAGAAAUCAAGAAGAAAGGCCCCGAAGGGGAUGAAGAAGAGGAGAUGUUCAAGCAUCCUACACCUGCAAAUUUUGAGGCGAGGAAAAAGAUUACUGAAAGAAAGAAGAUGCCUUUUGAUGAAGGGGUCAAGAAGAAAUUGGCGAGGGCAGAGUGUUUAAACGAUGUGUUGGAAGUGGUAGAAUUGGUCAAGAGUGCACAAGCUAAGGUAGACGAGAAGGUGGAGGUUGAUGGGUUUGCAGGGGGAACUGGUGGCUCUUCUAAGAAGAGUACGCCUGCUAAGAAGAAGGCAGCAUCCGUACCGGCAAAGAAGAAGAAUGCGAGAAAGGUUCAAACGCCUAGUGCGAGCGUUUCGAACGAAGAUGAGGAUGAGAUUGAGGACGAUGAUUUAAGCAUGCCUGAUUUAUCGGCCCAUGAUAAAUUGAAGAAACCGGCUUUGAAAGCUAAACCGGCGAGACAGAGUGGUAGAGCUGCGGCUAAGAGGAAGAGUUAUGUGGAGGUGGAUGGGGAUGAGGAUGAAGAUGAGGAGUAAAUUAUUCAAGUAUACAUGUUUCUGGUUAUAAGGUGGAUAUGUUAACUGUGUUCUGGUCAUCUUGUAUAUCAUCACAUCUGUAUCAUUAUUCUUGUCAUAUCUAUACCAAAAUUUCCUACCCC